Messenger RNA from Meloidogyne enterolobii, 2598 nucleotides. The record is from the annotation of a GenBank genome assembly. Lineage: Eukaryota; Metazoa; Nematoda; Chromadorea; Rhabditida; Meloidogynidae.
AUGGAUAUACAAAAGAAAAAUAAUAAAGAAAUAAUCGAUGAUGAGGGGGAGAAUGGUGGUUGUGGGUUUUCUAAUGUAGAUGACAAAUCUGAAGAGGAAGAAAAUGAUUGUGAACAAUUAUAUUGGAAACGAUUUAAAAAAUGGAUGCAUUGUUUUUGUGUUGUCACGUUUGAUUUGGAACUUGGACAGACAAUUGAAGUUGUCUAUCCCGGCUCCGCUUAUUUAUCACCCACUGAACGUUCUGACAUUUGUUAUUUAUCAUUUCCCGAUUCAAAUUCAUCCUCAACAAAUAUUAAUAAUUCGUGUUCUUCCUCUACCCCUUCAAUAUUUAUGAAUGGAAAAAUUAAUAGAAAAAUGUCUUCGGAUGGAAGUUAUAUAGAUUCUUCACACCAUUUUAGAAUUAAGAGAAAUGGGGAAAUAAAUGAGGAUAAUGAAAAACGUUUUGAUUCAUUUACCCAAAAACUUCCACCUUCUCUUAGGCCUGAUAAACAAUAUCUUUAUGGUUUUGCUUAUUUUAGACGUCAACGAGAUUCUAGUUUACAUAGAGGGUAUUCUCAAAAGAGUAUUGUCCUAAUCAGUCAUUUACCUUUUGUUGCACUUUUUUCACGUAUUUUGAGUGAAGUUGCUUUAGCAUUUUUUACGGCAGGUGAAAGUGCCAUAGAAACUGCUUGUCGUCAAAUAGGCCAACAUUGGCCAUCACCAAAAGCUGGGGGAGAUAGACUCCUUUCCUUGCCACUUUUUGGUCUUCGCUUUUGUUGCUCAAUCCCCGCAGAUUUACACAAAAAUGAGUCUGAAUUAGACCCCGGAACUAAUUUUAUUGAACAAAAUGGGAAUCAAAUGCCCUUUAAUUUAAAACAACAAUCCUUAGAAGAUGAGGAUUGUAAUGGAUUUGAGUUCAUUGAUAUUCGCUGCAAUGUUGUUCUUUUAGACUCCAUAUCAGAACCAGACCAACAUUUUCAUAUUGGAAUAAAAAGACUCCUUCCACAUUUACAUCUUUUAUGGGAAUUAAUAUUACUUGGAGAGCCCUUACUUGUUUGUGCCCCAAAUGCCUCAUUAUGUUCUUCAAUCGUUUAUUCAUUAAUUUCUUUAAUUUCUCCAUUGAGAUAUGAACCUGAUUAUAGGCCAUAUUUUACAAUCCAUGAUUCUGAUUUUAAUGAAGUUUUAAAUUCAAAACAGAAUUGCCGUUGGAAUAAUAUUUGUGUUAUUGGUCCUUCUAAACGUGAAAGGAGUGAAUCUCGUCUUGUUAAACAACUUAAAACACAAGCAGCAGCUCAAUUCGUUUUGGGAACCCUUAAACGUUGUGGGACAACGGCAAAAGAGCUUACACAUUUAGGGAUUGAUGUUGAUGAGGAGGAUGGGGAUGGAGAGGAAUGGCAAAGGAAAUUAAUUAAUAUUCAAUUCAAGAUGGAAGAUGUAGAGUUUGUGAAGAUUUCCAAGGCUCAGACGGAGCAUAUUAGUAAGCAGUUUAUUCUAUUAUUCAAAGGAUUGUGCGAGAUCAAUCCUAAAUUCGGAGAUUCAAACGGAGAGUCAGCGGAAUUGUAUGAUAAAUUAGAAUCGCUAUUCGAAGAAGUCAAGAUUCUAGCAUUCACUGCAGCUAUUCCGGAAGAAAUGAAAGAUAUUAGAGAGCUUAGUCGUAAAUUUGUGGAGCGUUAUUCGAGACCAGACAAGUGUAGUCUGAUGAUUCUAUUAGAGGAAUGCUGCAGAUAUGCAGAAAAGAAGGAUGAGGACAAAACGUUCGACAGUCAUUCAAAGGUCAAGAUAGAACCUGACAAUUAUGUGAAUAAUGUUAGUAGAGUCGAACAUAUUCCGAGUAGCGAAUUCGGAAAUUCAAGAAAUAAUUCAAGGCAACGAAAAGGCCAAUUCAAGAUUCGAGAUUCACGUCAGUGUUACAAUUGUGGCAUGAUUGGACAUAUUAGUAGAUACUGCCGGAAACCAAAGAUAAGGUUGAGCCAAGGCAAAGGUCCAGAAGUCAAUCAUGUGAAAGUAGAUUCUAGUUAUUCGAGACCACAUUGUCUGACGGUAGAAAUUCCGGAGUUGAUAGAUUCUAGUCAAAAUAGUCGUAGCAGUAUUAUUCAAGGCAGAAAGCCAAAAAUUCGGAAAAGUAAUAAAAGUCAGAAUAGUCAAAAUUCGAAAAUGGCAAAAUAUUCGAGAAAUUCGAAUUAUUCGAAAGAUUCUAAUGAUUCGAGGAAGUCAAAGUAUUCAAAUAAUUCGCGAGAUUCUAUUCAAUUCAGAGAAGACAUGAAAGUCUUUGUAUGGAACAAAAACAGAAAUGGCAAAACAGUCUGGUUGCCAGGGACAAUUCUUAGUAAAUUCGGAGAUGAUUAUAAAGUCGAAGUCCCUUGGCUGAAAACCGUAGUCAGUAGAGAAAAAUGGCAGUUAAGAAAGCCAAAUUCGAUUCAUUCAAAGGGAAGUUAUUCAGAUUCUACAGAUUCGAGGGCCAGUCUAAGAACUAGAGAAAGUUCAAUUCGGAGUCAAAUUCGUGAAAAUUCCAGGCACAAUUCGAAGAGCGCAGCAGAGACGAAGCAGGAUUUGCGCGCUGGCACAGAGGCCAAAGAAGAAAAGAAGUCCUGGGUGCAUAAGAUGAUUUGGGGAAAAUAA